AUUCAGGCUUGAAUUCCAUUUCAGCACUAAUCCCUUCUUUGAAAACCCUGUCUUGACCAAGACGUAUCACAUGACUGAUGAAGAUGGAUUCUUUAUAGAAUGCGCAAUAGGGACAGAGAUUAAAUGGCGUCCGGGAAAAUGCUUGACACAUAAGCUCGCCAAGGAAUCUGGGAAGGGAUCAAAGAAAGUCGAACCAAUGACUAUUGAGAGCUUCUUUGGCUUUUUCAGUCCACCUAACAUCCCAAAGAACCUGAAAGAUGAGAAAAAUCUUGUUGAGGUCAUAAAUCAGAAAUACGAUAUGGAAAUGGAUUUUUGCUUGGGGUUGACCAUUCGAGAUCAGAUCAUCCCAUGCGCCGUUACACAGUUUACAGGAAAGGCUGCACUGGAGGAUAAGACCAAAAUAUCUGCGCAGCACUCCAAUUUCCUUGACAAUCUAGGAAAAAAUGCCAGAAAAUGUGUUGAAAGUCUUAGACUAAUCCAGGAAAAACUUGAUGCAUUGACAGCAGAAUUUGACGAGAAUACAGCAUCAGUUCAAGCAAAAUAUCUUCAAUCAUGUGAACAUUUGUAUCUACAGCGACACAAUAUCGUAAAUGAUCCUGAAGCAGAUGGAGUUGGCAGUGAUUAUGAAGAUGAAGCAUAUAUAUAUGGGAAAGGGGUGCCUUACUUCUGGCUCAAUGCUUUGCAAAACAAUGACUACAUAGAAAAUGAGAUUACUUAUCGUGAUGAACAAGCUCUAAAGUAUCUUAAAGACAUCAAGUCUUCCCCCAUUGAUGACUCCGAGGGCUUCAAACUUGACUUCUGCUUUAAAGCCAAUCCCUUCUUUGAAAAUUCUGUCUUGACCAAGACAUUCCUCAUGAGUGUUGAGAAUGAUAUAUCCCUAGUGAAAGAUAUAAAAGGGACUGAGAUUGAAUGGUAUCCGGCAAGAUGCUUGACAACGAUACCUAUUAAGAAGAAACCUGAGACACAAUCAGAGGAUGCGAAAUCGAUCACUGUAACUGAAGAUUGUGACAGUUUCUUCUCUCUUUUUGGUGCACUUGAAGUGGUAGAUGAUAACUUCAAGCGUUCACGUCAGGCGGAACAUGAUUUUCAUAUUGGGUUAAUUAUCCGAGAUCAGAUUAUUCCCCAUGCAGUUUCUUGGUUUACAGGGGAGGCUAUUGAGAACAGAGAUGACUUACAAGACGAUGAAGACCAAGACCAGUACCUUGGAUUUGAAGCAGAAUAUUAUGAUGAUAACGAAGAUGGCGAUGAUGAGUACGAAGACCUUGACCAUGGAUUAGGCUCUGAUGGAGACGACUCUGAUGAAGAAUACAUUGAUAAUUACAAUAGAACAUACAAUUAUUAUUAAGUCAUCAUAGAUGAAACCGAACAAAGUUAAAGAUUUCGAAACCCAGAGUGAGCAUGUUUGGUAUUUUAGUAUAUGGCAAGACAAGCUAGUAGCUUGUUGGCAGUUUAAGAAUGUUUUGAGAUGCCCACAUAUAUAUCAUGAGUUCAUGACUACAUUACAUUAAU
Molecule: messenger RNA, 1509 nt
Organism: Fragaria vesca subsp. vesca
Lineage: Eukaryota; Viridiplantae; Streptophyta; Magnoliopsida; Rosales; Rosaceae
Product: nucleosome assembly protein 1-like 1-like
Exons: 11
Coding region: 71-1345 (424 amino acids)
Biological process (GO): nucleosome assembly
Cellular component (GO): chromatin; nucleus
Molecular function (GO): histone binding; chromatin binding
Source: RefSeq, a predicted model, not a curated record